This is a messenger RNA of Pararge aegeria (speckled wood butterfly), 3025 nucleotides long. It is a transcript of the gene Mcm2, whose product is annotated as DNA replication licensing factor Mcm2. The record is from RefSeq and is a predicted model, not a curated record. Gene Ontology annotation, cellular component: MCM complex; nucleus. NCBI's taxonomy places the organism in Eukaryota, Metazoa, Arthropoda, Insecta, Lepidoptera, Nymphalidae. Gene Ontology annotation, molecular function: single-stranded DNA binding; single-stranded DNA helicase activity; 3'-5' DNA helicase activity. The coding region runs from base 129 to 2771 and encodes 880 amino acids. The transcript has 16 exons. Gene Ontology annotation, biological process: double-strand break repair via break-induced replication; DNA replication; mitotic DNA replication initiation.
AUUAAAAACAUGUCGCCGGUUUGUUGUAGUAAUACUUCUUUCUAAAACAAUUUUAACUUUUUAAGUUACCCAGUUAACUGCUAACAAUAUAUUGUUUGUGCACAGUGAAAUAGUUAUAUACAACAGCGAUGAGUUCACCAAUACCUGAUACACCAUCUGAUAGGGAUGAUGCAAGAUCCAGGAUGACAUCACCGGCCCGAGACUAUGAGAUGUUUGAGGAUGAAGGUGCUAUACUGGGAGACAAUGCUGAUGAGGAAGAGGAAGAUGGAGAGGAAUUGUUUGGUGAUAAUAUGGAAGCUGACUACCGUCCAAUGCCCGCACUGGAUCGGUAUGACGCAGAAAAUCUUGAUGAUGAAGAUUACGACGCGAUGUCAGUUGGGGACCGUGUCGCGGCUGAAAGGGAGUUACAGAGAAGGGACAGGGACGAAGGCAGGAUACGAAGGGAUGAUCGGGAUUUGUUAUAUGAUGAAUCAGACGAGGAAGGUGGAGAUGCGCCGCGUGCUAAACGUCGCAGAGCUGCCGAAAAAGCCGCCGCUGGUACGGAUGAGCAAGUUGAAGAAGGCAUCGAGAGUAUUGAGAACUUAGAGGAUACCAAGGGGUACUCCACUAAAGAGUGGGUAUCCAUGUUGGGGCCGCGAACUGAGAUCGCUAAUAGAUUUAAAAACUUCCUACGCACAUACACAAACAGCAAAGGCCAGUUUGUGUACAAGGAGAGAAUACGUCGCAUGUGUGAACACAACCAGGCUUCCUUCCACGUUGAGUUCGACGUUCUGGCCCGAAGAGAACAAGUCCUAGCCUACUUCCUCCCGGAUGCCCCCUUCCAAAUGCUGCAGAUAUUCGAUGAGGUGGCCAAAGAGAUUGUCUUGCAAAUAUUCCCGAGUUAUGAGCGUGUUACAUCGGAGAUACAUGUCCGUAUAGCAGACUUACCUCUUAUAGAAGAGUUGAGGACUUUUAGGAAGCUACAUUUGAACCAGCUGGUAAGAACUCUAGGCGUCAUAACAGCCACCACUGGCGUUUUGCCCCAACUCUCCGUCGUGAAAUACGAUUGUAACAGAUGUGGUUAUAUCCUGGGGCCGUUCGUGCAGUCGCAGAAUUCGGAGGUCAAACCUGGAUCGUGUCCAGAGUGCCAGAGUUCUGGACCUUUUAUGGUGAACAUGGAGCAAACAGUAUACAGAAACUACCAGAAAGUGACCAUACAAGAAUCGCCUGGCCGAAUACCCGCAGGCCGCAUUCCCCGCAGUAAGGACUGCAUUCUCUUAGCUGAUCUGUGUGACCGCUGCAAGCCGGGGGACGAAGUGGAUCUCACCGGGAUAUACACAAAUAAUUAUGAUGGAUCUUUAAAUACUGAACAGGGCUUUCCAGUAUUCGCAACAGUUAUUAUUGCCAACUACAUCAUAGUGAAGGACUGUAAACACAUAGUGGAAUCUCUGACAGACGACGAUGUUGCCACUAUCGUGAAACUAUCAAAGGACCCACAGAUUGGUGAAAGGAUUGUUAAGAGUAUCGCCCCGUCUAUAUUUGGUCACGAAUAUAUCAAAAGGGGCUUAGCAUUGGCUUUAUUUGGAGGCGAACCUAAGAAUCCAGGUGAAAAGCAUAAAAUACGAGGUGACAUCAAUGUUUUGAUAUGCGGAGAUCCGGGUACGGCAAAAUCACAAUUCUUGAAGUAUACAGAAAAGAUAGCCCCUAGAGCUAUAUUCACAACAGGUCAAGGUGCCAGUGCCGUAGGUCUGACUGCAUACGUGAGGAAGAAUCCCACCACAAGAGAAUGGACGCUAGAAGCCGGUGCAUUGGUGCUAGCGGACAGAGGAGUCUGCCUGAUCGACGAGUUCGACAAGAUGAACGACCAAGACCGCACCUCCAUUCACGAGGCUAUGGAGCAACAGUCUAUCUCCAUAUCCAAGGCUGGCAUCGUCACUUCACUGCAUGCCAGGUGCUCCAUAAUAGCAGCGUCGAAUCCAAUAGGCGGGCGUUAUGACGCCUCGUUAACCUUCUCAGAAAACGUGAAUCUCUCGGAGCCAAUUCUUUCUCGAUUUGACGUGCUGUGCGUUGUGAAAGACGAAGCGGAUCCGAUGUUAGAUGCUCAUUUGGCCAAAUUCGUAGUAAGUUCACACAUAAGGCAUCACCCUACGCAACGUGGAACAACUCUAGAAGAAAACACAGCUGAUGAUGAUUUUAUAUUACCACAAGAUCUGUUGAAGAAGUAUUUGGUCUAUGCUAGAGAGAAUGUCCAUCCUAAACUACAGAACAUGGACCAAGACAAGGUAGCAAAAAUGUACAGUCAGUUGCGACAAGAGUCGCUUGCUACUGGCAGCUUGCCGAUCACCGUCAGACAUAUUGAAUCAGUGAUUCGUAUGAGCGAAGCGCACGCACGUAUGCACCUACGGGUCCAAGUGAACGAGGAAGACGUAAACUUGGCCAUCCGCACGAUGCUGGAGAGCUUUGUGGAGACACAAAAGUACAGCGUUAUGCGGGCUAUGCGACAGACAUUCCAAAAAUAUCUCUCCUACAAGAAAGACCACAGCGAGCUCCUAUACUACAUCCUUCGACAACUUACAAUGGACCAACUCGCUUAUAUGAGAGGCUUACACAACCACUCGCAAUCAACAAUCGAAAUAUCUGAGAGAGACCUUACAGAACGAGCAAGACAGAUAAAUAUAUCUGAUUUGAAACCUUUCUAUAACAGUAGGAUUUUCAAAAUGAACAACUUCAGUUACGAUGUUAGAAGAAAAGUUAUCAUACAUACUCUUCCAGAUGUGCCAACUGCUACGUAGAAAACGGAAGGUAUAGUCUCACAAAUCAAUUUACUCAGUGUGAUGUCAGCAAGUAUGAUCAUAAUUAUUUAAAUCCCAUAUUUGAAGAAGAUUCCAUUUUUAAUUUCAGUCAUGAUCUUGGCAAAAAGAGAUAUUGUGUACACUUCUGCAUGGAUUGCUUCGGUAGGAAACUGAAAAUAUAUCCAACUUACAAAAUUUAUUUACUCCAUCUGAGCGGGAAAGAUAUGCAUGUAUGAUGUAAGCAUAAUCGUUUU